Messenger RNA from Drosophila simulans, 588 nucleotides. RefSeq lists its product as uncharacterized. The transcript has a single exon. Gene Ontology annotation, cellular component: gamma-tubulin ring complex. NCBI's taxonomy places the organism in Eukaryota, Metazoa, Arthropoda, Insecta, Diptera, Drosophilidae. Gene Ontology annotation, biological process: gamma-tubulin complex localization. The record is from RefSeq and is a predicted model, not a curated record. The coding region runs from base 126 to 407 and encodes 93 amino acids.
GGCCUCGAGGGAAAGUUUCUGGCACAAAGUGUCCGUGGCUGGCGGAUUUAUCUUUAUUGUCGUGAAUGGCCAUCUGAAUAUCAUGUUUUAAACUGUCAGUCCAUUCAGAAAUAACACCCCUAUAUAUGAUGUCGCAAGAAACCGAUCCGGAACCAAGUCUCGUACCGCAGCUAAAAUGUGAGCCGACCAACACUGGCAAUUUCCUUUGCCUGCACACAUCGCCGCCUCUCCAGAUCGCUCUGCACGGCAUGUCGGCCCUCACCCACACGCGUUUGUCCAAGAACGCCUUCGAUCUCUGUCUGGAACUGAUGGAGGCGGGUGUCAAGUCGAAGGCCCUGGCGGACAUAGUCCUGUACACACUGAAGUGCAAGAAAGAUGCGAAUUUGAUUCAUUCUCAGACGCCAUAAAACUGAAAAUUUCCUACAGACGGACACCUGCUGAUUACUCUUAUCGCAUACGACCUCAUCAACUCAAACCUCAAGCCUGGUCGUGAUCACUCGAAGAAAUCCCUAUUUCGAUAAGCAAUAUCAGUUAUAAUUCGCACACACUAUUAGCGACCAUCAUAAAUAUAUGAUAAGAGACCAGCUA